AUGCCUGCUCCCGCCGCGCCCGCGGCCCAGAGACCGCGGCCCAGCGUCGGCCAGAUCCUCUCGAUGCCGCCGCAGUGGCUGGCCAUGUACGACGACUUCAUCACAAAGAAUGCCGGACAAGUGUCGCAGAUUGAGAGCGCCCUGCGGAGCCUGACGUACAUUAUCCCCGGCCGCUUCCGCGAUGCCGAAAUCGCCUCCGAAUCCAUACACUCGUUCGUGCAGCUGCUCUCGCUGUACCACGACAGCCUGCUCUCGCGGGCGGUCUCGCGGCUGCCCGCGGCGCCGGUGCGGACGGCGCACGCCCGCUACACGCGCUUCUGGUCGCAGAGGAGCAGGGCGUACCGCCGCAUCGCCAUGGUGCUCCAGAUGGUGAUUUACACGGAGCUCCUGUGCGAGAUGGCGGCCAAGAGGAGGGGCGGCGAGCGCGCCCGGUGGAGGGUCGUGGUGCUGAUUGAGGGCGUCAAGGCCGCGUGCAGGCUGCUGCUGCUGCGGGUGACGCGGUCGCGGCCGCUGGUGACGCCCGUCCUGCCGGAGAGGGAGGCCAUUCCCGACAACAACGACAACGAGGAAGAGGAGGAGGAGGAGGAGGAGGGCGGACUGCUGCUGGAGGGCACGUCGCCGCACAGCCUGUCGGCCAUGGACGCGAAGCCCCCCCACGAGCGGGAGUGGACGAUGCCCCGGACGGGGAUGAGCCUGCCGUCGCUCCCGGACCCGGGCGACAUCAGCUCGUACCUGCUGGGCCGGGUGCUCACGGCCGACGACAUCAAGCCGGCCAACAAGCUGCUCAACCGGCUGCAGGGCGCGUCGCGGGCCGCCGAGGUGCUGCACAUCCUGGCGCCGCUCGUCUACGCCGUCGCCCUCGCGCGCAGCAGGGACCGCAAGUCGUGGACGCCGUGGGUGGUUGGGCUGGCGGUCGACUGCGCCGCGCGCCAGCUCCGCGACGCGGGCCUGCGCACGACGGCGCUCGAGAGGGACGAGUGGCAGCGCCGCGGCUGGGCCAUGGCCUGGUGGACGAUGAGGGGCGCCUUUUACGACAAUGUCACCGGCGGCGUCGUCGGCGCCGUCACCAGGCGCAUGCCCGGCUUUGUCGCCGGCAUCUUGGAGGACUACGAGUACCUGUGGGAGAACUACUACUUUAGCACCAGUGCGUAG
Metarhizium brunneum ARSEF 3297 is the source of this 1152-nucleotide messenger RNA. It is a transcript of the gene PEX16, whose product is annotated as Peroxisomal membrane protein PEX16. Gene Ontology annotation, cellular component: peroxisomal membrane. Lineage: Eukaryota; Fungi; Ascomycota; Sordariomycetes; Hypocreales; Clavicipitaceae. Gene Ontology annotation, biological process: peroxisome organization. The record is from RefSeq and is a predicted model, not a curated record.